Aspergillus homomorphus CBS 101889 is the source of this 2109-nucleotide messenger RNA. RefSeq names its product carboxylesterase. The record is from RefSeq and is a predicted model, not a curated record. Bases 335 to 1969 code for a protein of 544 amino acids. The transcript has 2 exons. NCBI's taxonomy places the organism in Eukaryota, Fungi, Ascomycota, Eurotiomycetes, Eurotiales, Aspergillaceae.
CAUUUGCAGCGUGAUGGUGAAACAGCACCGCCACUGUCAGUGUUUCCUCAUGCUGGACACCUUAACUGCAAAAGACAGUAUUUUGUAGGAUCAUGGAUAUCUUAUCUUAUCGACUUCGCGGAGAUGAUCCGAUCGCGGUGCAUGCUCGACUAUUCCAGCCAAUGAGACUGCUGCCCGCGGGGGAAACAGCACGACAUGGCAACAAUAUUGCAGCGAUCGAGGGGUUGACCACCGUAUAUGAAUGCAUCGAUCUUCUCCAUUGCGACUGCAAGCCGUUUUCUCAAGGUGCACCAAGAGUACAGCAAACAGACUCUCACCCUCUCCCGUCGCAACAAUGGGCAACAACAUAUCCUACACCACCAGCACUACCCACCUGCAUAUUCCCAACACCGGACUCAGAAUCCAAGGCCUCCAAAAUGGCACGCAAUCUCGGCGCUUUACCGGAGUACCCUACGCCAAACCACCAGUUGGGCCUCUCCGAUGGCGCAAACCCAAGGCUCUACCCCUCUCCGAGUUAGCGACUCAAUGUCCAACCUUCGAUGCAACCACCUUCGGCCCCGUCUGCCCUCAAGCCAACUACUCCAAGUCCGUCAGCGAGCACAUCCCAGUCCAUACCUACAGCGAAGACUGCCUUCGCCUGAACAUCUGGACGCCCGUGCCCGACCCCGCCAACCCGGACCGAAAGUACCCGGUAAUGAUCUGGUUCCACGGCGGCUGGUUCCAGGUAGGCGACCCCAGUCAGGAAGCAGGGAUGGACCCCACCGAGCUCAUCUCCACAGGGGGUGUAAAUUGCGUCUUCGUCGCGGUGGGGUACCGUCUCAACAUCUUCGGCUUUCUUGCCGGGGACGCUCUGCGUCAGGAGUCCGGCAACAGGGAGGUGGGCAACUACGGGCUGUGGGAUCAGCGAUUGGCCAUUGAGUGGGUGUACGAGCAUAUCGAGCACUUUGGCGGCGACCCAGAGAACCUGAUCCUGUCCGGUCGGAGCGCGGGGGCGUACGCAGUGCAGGCGCAGGUGUUAUUUGAUUUCCGCGCCGCGCCCGACGUAGUCGAUGCGCGGUCGCGGGACGUGUUUCGGAGGUUGGUCAUGUAUUCCAACGCCAUCCCGACGCAGCCGAAAACACCGGAGGAUUGCCAGGCGCAGUUCGACGAGGUAUGCGCGUCUUUCGGAAUUGAGACGAAGCUGUCGGGCGAGAAGAAGCUGGAGCGACUGCGCGGGAUCGAGGCCAUGGCGCUGUGCGAUGCCAUCAUGAAGCUUGAGCAUCAUACCUUCCGGCCGGUCACGGAUGGGGUGUUCAUUCAGCCGGGCAUCUUCGACUAUUUCCAGGACGGUUCGUUUGCGGCGGAGUUCAAGAGACGGGGGCUGCGCUUGUUGAUUGGGGAGGUGCGCGACGAGAAUACUCUGUACGCGGUGACGAAUAGCCCCCGGCCCAACGUGGAGUCGUUCAGGUUACAGGUCCAGAACUAUUACUCGCCGGCCACGACGGAGAGGCUCUUGCGGCAUUAUGAACUGCCUUCGACGGACACAACGGAGGAGUGGCAGGCGGUCUUUGGACAUCUGAUUGCCGAUGGCCAGGUGCGGGCGCCGUCCAGGUUCCUGAUCAAGAAUCUGCUGGAGCAUGGCGUGGAUAUCCAGGAUGUCUGGCGCUAUCUGAUUGCCUACCGCUUAUCAUUUAUCACGGACAAUGUUGCCCCUGCGUCGUUCGGUGUGAGCCAUGCGAUGGACAGACCGAUCUGGAAUUACUCGAUUAUGCAUGGACCAAACCCCGAUGAAAAGGUGUUGAUGGAUGCUUGGAUCCGAGAUCUGGCUGCAUUCGUCAACAACGAGGAGGGUUACUCCUAUGGAACACGUGUGGCAGAUGAAUACAAGGUCAUGACUCCGGAGGGGAAAAUUGCAAUCCAGAAAGAUGCUCGGUGGGAGCACCUGCUCAAGUUGAUGGACGUGUUUUCUGGCGCUGGAGGUGUUGCUUAGCUUGGGUUUGUUGCAUGUUGAGUGUAGCCUUUGGAUCCAAACUAAAGAGAGUGGAAAGCCGUGCAAAGAUAAGGUCGUCAAAUUCCAGACCUGCUAACAGCCUCCCUUGCGGGAUUCAACUAUGUAGCGGCAGCCAGCCG